Molecule: messenger RNA, 3507 nt
Organism: Habropoda laboriosa
Lineage: Eukaryota; Metazoa; Arthropoda; Insecta; Hymenoptera; Apidae
Product: VWFA and cache domain-containing protein 1
Exons: 8
Coding region: 1-3507 (1168 amino acids)
Cellular component (GO): voltage-gated calcium channel complex
Molecular function (GO): voltage-gated calcium channel activity
Source: RefSeq, a predicted model, not a curated record
AUGACUGUCAAGAGAAUCUUGCAUUUAGGACUCUUCGUAACGGUACUGAUAAAUUUGCAUGGUUCAGCCGAUGAAAGCUCCAAUACGGAUGCAAAGUGUCAAUUCGGUAAAAGCCUGCGAAAACAGGUCAAUGUGGAACCAAUAAAUGGCACCUGUUUACGUGAAAUUGUAGUUCGACUAUCGAACGAGUUUCGUUCAAUCACGGAUGCGGAACUUGGUUUGAAACCAUUUCAAAAAAUGCUGGGAGAAAUGGAGUUCAUGAAUGUCUCAAGUAGUUUGAACAUGAGGUUGAGCUUACUGGUAGAUACAUUGAACAAUAAGUUGUUGUCCUAUGCUGAACUUCUGAAACAGAGCUAUAACAUUGUACAGCCUAUUUUAACAAAAAGUGAAAAUCAAUUUGAGUAUCCAGGAUCUAUAGGGGGAUUAGACUUAGUAUCAAAUGGAUUGUCUGACUUCUGCUCACAGAUUACACAAGAAUUAGCAAUUCAUUUGAGAAAUCAGGAAUGGAAGAAUUUGCAUCUGUUGCCUUUUAUGUAUCCAGCCACUAUGUGUGGUCCUCCUAAUGCAGGGCACAAUAUUGGACCCCUUUUAUUAUCUCAGUAUUGUUCAAGAAAGAAUGUCCUCUUGAUGAUUGAACAUGGCAUAUGUAUGUCUGAAGGGGAUAUUACUCUGGCUCAAAUAACUGCAGAGAGGAUAAUUGACAUGCUGUCCCAGACAGACUAUGUUAAUGUCAUUGGUCUUUCUGCUAAUAAUACUGUACAUUGUAAGGAUGGUUUAUUAAAAGCUACAGAUAUCAAUAAGUUUCAAUUAGCACGAUUUAUUUAUAGUUUGACCAGGACAGAAACAAAUGAUACAGUUGAUUUUGAUUUUAAUAAGUUACUACAAUAUAUAAAAGGUGAAGUGGUAUUCAUACAUUUAACAAAUACAUUGAAACAAGCUUCACAUUUAAAAAAGAUAAGAAACAUGAUUUCUACAGGAAAAAUAAACGGUUACUUAAGAACAGUACUUAUUCUUUCAGACCAGGAGCCACACUCCAACACUAAAGAAUACAGUGACAGCAUUGUAACUCUUCCAACACAGAAUAUACUUGGUUAUGAGAUAGCAAAGUUAUUUUCUGACUUAAAAUGUUCUGAAGAACAUAAGAAAGAUUAUUAUUUGUCCGAUCCAUAUUUUGAUCUAUACAGUAAAACAAUGACUUUGUCUAUUGGUCAUGUUACAGACAAAGCAUUAAUAUCCUUGAAUAUUAAACUACAGAAUUUCCUUGAUGACAUAACAUAUUUUAAUGCUGGUGUACAUGUAUACGCUAUACUGUUCGAUAGCAAAGGUAUAGUUUGGAUUCACAAAGAUUUUCCGCGAACGGAGACAAUGAUGGACCAGCCACGUAAAGUUGAUUUACACCAUAUAGAGAAUAUUAGUCCUGUAAAAGUAAGGACAAUGAUUCAGGAACACGAGGGUACUAUGAAUGUGAAAACACAUCUAGGGAAACAGAAGUGGUAUCGAUGGAAACAUUUGACAUACACAGAUUUAAUAGUAUGCUUGGUGUCAGCAACCAACGAAAGUGUACUACCCGUUGCAAAAUUAGUGCCAACAUUAUCAAUGAAUAUUUUACAUCAUCGUCUUGACCUCUUGAUACACAGUAUUGCCGACAAAGGCAUUUUAUGCACUUAUCAUAAUAAACUUUUGUCUUUGUCAACAGGAGUUGUCUAUCUUUCUCCAUGGUGCUUCCAAUCUCCAAUAGAACAAUUUAAAUUGUUGGAAACUGGAAUUGCCGUGACAAUGCAGAGUUAUAUGGCAUACUUGAAGGAUUUAACAGGAUUGUUAGCCAAUCCUGGUUUACAUCAGUCUGUCAGACCAGACGUAGCUAUGUUGACUCAAAUGUUGGGUUACUUUAAAAGUAGACACAUAGAAAGUGCUUUAAAUAAGUUUAUAAUAAGAAGAUACAUUGUUGGAACUGUGAGUGGAGUCUUAGAGAUAUAUCCAGGAAUUAUGCUGGAUUCUGGUUUCGAUCCUAAAAGAAGAAUAUGGUAUGGAAACGCGUUGGAACAUCUAGGAAAAUUAGUUUUCACACCUCCAUACUUAGGUGCUGGUGGUUCUGGAUACGUUGUCACUCUGAGUCAUCCUGUUUAUCGUAGUUCAGAAUCAACCACGAACAAUGAUGCUAUUGCUGUUGUGUCUAUGGACGUUGCACUGGGUUUUAUUUCAAGACUUUUGAAAGAAAUGUUUCCAUUUUGUAAUAACUCGACGGUAAAAUGUUUUUUAAUGGAUGAUAAGGGAUAUUUAGUGUCACACCCAGCACUUUUAGAGCCAAUUGGUAAAAUUGAGCAACAACACUUAACUCAUAAAGAAUUGUUGGUAACAAACGACAUCCUGAACCACAAGCUUUUCGUAAAAAAGAAAGCUUGCGCGAAUUACUUAGACGGUACCGUGCAAAGAUAUUAUCAAUUUAAUACCUCGCUUGACGAAGUGCUUACCAAUAUAGUUCAUGGCGAACAUUGCGUUAAGUAUCAAGUAGCAGCUGUACCGGGAACGAAUGUGUUCUUAGGUGUAGUUAACGUGACCUGCAGUUUAUUAAGAGCUUUCUGUCCAUGUAGCACAAUGGACCGCUCAUGUUUGAACUGUAAAAGAAUGGAGCAAACUGAAUGUGAAUGCCCCUGUGAAUGUGCUUUGUACUAUUCAAAUUGUGCAGAAUACAAUACAAACGAAAUGAAUGAUCUCGAACCUUGUCCAGUGCCGUACGAACAAGGAGGAAAUUCGCAGAUGUCUUGGAUACAAUCUACAAACCUGAAAACGUGUCCGUCCAUUGAUUGUAAAAUGUUCAAGACAGAUAACGAAUGUUUAGGAAUUGUGGGUUGUCAGUGGUGCCAUGUUGACAAUGACGGAGAGACGCCAUUACAAACUCCUUAUUGCAACGAUAUGUCUCGAUGUUUCCGAGGCAUUCUGGGAUCUUUCAUGCCUCUUAGCGAUGGAACAUACAAUUCUCAAUCAACAGAUGACAUCGCAGUGCGGGAAUGGCCAUCGGUUGGACCGGUAGCUGGAGGAAUAUUGGCAUUUCUUUUAAUACUAGGUGUAAUGUUGUUCUGUUAUAGACUUCGAUCUGUUCAAUCAGGGUUAGAGCAUCAGUGUUUGCAUAUACAUACGUCACCUGAUACGUUACGCAUGACACAUUUGGAAGGCGAUGUAGAACCUAUGGAGCUAGAGCAGACGAAAAAUAAUUUAGAUUCUCUCAUAAGGGAUGGCAUAGCGCCUAUAUCACCAUACAAGGUUUCUACAAAUUAUAGGAAACCACCUGGUGGAGAUAGCGAUCAUGGAUACAGUACAAUGACACCCCAUGAUGAUUCUGAACAGCAAACGUUCGCUGAACCAUUAUUAGUAGUCGGUAGUAAUACCGAACCUGAUCUGAGAAGACGAUCUAUUUGUCUCUCAUCCCCGACCACUCAUUUAGGCUCUCCCCAUCAUGUUUUAGCUCCAGUCACUGUUCAUUGUAACAUGGAGGCAAAUUUUUGUUAA